AUGGCUGGCUCCCCGAUUCACGGCUUCCUUACCUCUACUGAAUCCCCUUCGCAAAGCGAUGCCGCAUCAAUUGGGGGCAAAUCGACACGCAGCGUCCGAAGUGCCCUUGAGGAGAUCAGAUAUGAGGUUAUGGUUAAUCAUCUCUAUCAGCAACAGUGUUCGCGCCUAUGGGUCAGUGACGGAAGCGGUGAAAUCGAAGGAGUGGUGCUUCGAAAGUCUCGUGGAAUCUACCUUUCAUGUCCAUCAGCUCUUCGAGACUCACAGUUUGGGGAGGUUUGUGCGGAGCUUAAUGUACAGGUCGCCAUGACGGUGAAUUCCAGAGUCAUCAAAACAUUCUUGGCUUGGGCUCCUGAUGCUACCGACGUUCCUCUCAUGAAUGGCCUACGUGUUCAAAUCCUACCCACGAUUGCUCACCUGCCUCGUGCACGAAAAUAUCAAUUUGCUGCCUUCAUUGCCGCUGAUUCGCUGUUGGUUGUGUGGGACGAUGAUCCUUCAAAUGUAACGAGCAGAGCAGCCUCCAUUGAGUCUGAGUUGAUGGAGCUGGUGUGGCAUACCGGCGAGGCCGGUGAUAAGGAAGACGUUUCCAACGAGAAAAACGGAGCUUCCACAGCCUCUCUAGAGCUCGAGUCCGGAGAGUUACCCAUCCAGGAUCGUCCGACCAACCUGAUGAACACUAUACUGGUCGCAUUUACACUAAUCAUUGUUGUCACAUUACUUGGUCUGGCAUGUCGAUCUUUGGCAACUGAAAUCGCCGUCGAUGGCUCAUACAUACGCCUCGCAUUUCUCUCCUUGGUUCCCGUACAGAUCUUCUUUACCUUGUUCUUCGCCCAAGUUAUUGUUGGUUGCGUGGCACAGUGCCUUGGGCCCAUCCAGCAGAUGCAACUCAACUCAAAAUACUACUCAGCAAAGUGCUCCCCUCGCCUACGUACGUCGUCCUUACCGCACAUUACUAUUCAGUGUCCUGUUUACAAGGAAGGACUUGGCUCCGUAAUUGCACCAACGGUCAAAUCGAUCAAGCGAGCCAUAUCAACGUACGAGCUGCAAGGUGGCACCGCAAACAUGUUCAUCAACGACGAUGGCCUGCAGAUCAUCGAGGAGGAGCAACGGAAGGCACGGAUUGACUUCUACCAGGACCACAAUAUCGGCUGGACGGCUCGUCCAAAACAUGGUAGCGAAGGCUUUAUACGCAAAGGCAAGUUUAAGAAGGCCUCCAACAUGAACUAUGGCUUGAUGCUGUCAUGCAAAGUCGAGGAUAAACUUCAAAGGUAUCACCGCAAUUCGACCUGGACGCCCAGUGACGAGACCGAAGCCUACAACGAAUGCUUGCGAGAAGUGCUGGACGAAACUCCACGUGCCUGGGCGGAUGGUAACAUCCGCGUCGGGGACUAUAUCCUAUUGAUCGACAGCGACACCAGGGUACCAGCAGACUGCUUGCUCGACGCUGUGAGCGAGAUGGAACAAUCUCCGAAUGUUGGAAUCAUGCAAUUUGCAUCCGGCGUAAUGCAGGUUGUGCAUACCUUUUUCGAAAACGGCAUCACCUUCUUCACCAACCUCAUCUACACCGCCAUCGAAUACACGGUCGCUAACGGUGACGUGGCUCCCUUUGUAGGGCACAAUGCCAUUCUUCGUUGGAGUGCGAUUCAGCAGGUCUCCUACGUCGAUGAAGACGGCUACGAGAAAUUUUGGUCCGAGUCACAUGUCAGCGAAGACUUUGACAUGUCCUUGCGACUUCAGUGCGACGGCUACAUCAUCAGGCUGGCGUCAUGGGCCCACGGAGGAUUCAAGGAGGGCGUCAGCCUCACCGUGUACGACGAGCUGGCCCGAUGGGAAAAGUAUGCGUACGGAUGCAACGAGCUUCUCUUCCAUCCCAUGAGGAAAUGGAUCUACAAAGGGCCCUUCACAGAGCUCUUCCGGCGGUUCCUCUUCUCCAACAUCCGGUUCACUUCCAAAAUCACGAUUGUCAGCUAUAUUGGCACGUAUUAUGCCAUUGGCGCGGCCUGGAUCAUGACGCUCGCCAACUACUUCGCCAUCGGCUGGUUCAACGGCUACUUGGACAAAUACUAUAUUGACAGCUGGAAAGUCUGGUUUAGCAUCGUGAUUGUGUUCAACGGCCUUGGAAACAUCGCCCUCGCGAUCAUGCGGUACCGCAUCGGUCAGAAAUCCUUCGUCCCGGCCUUGCUGGAGAACUUCAAGUGGAUCGUCAUGCUCUCCAUCUUCCUGGGCGGGCUGUCGCUGCACGUCUCGCAAGCCCUGCUGGCGCACAUGUUCGAGAUCGACAUGACUUGGGGCGCCACCUCCAAGGAAGCCGAGUUCUCGAACUUCUUCAUCGAGGUCCCCAAGGUGGUGAGGAAGUUCAAGUUCAGCAUCGCCUUUGCCCUCGUCGGCAUCGUCGGCAUGGUCGUCCUGGCCACCAACCCCGGAGGCUACAUUCCGUUUGACUGGCUGAUUAAGGACUUUAUCGCGAUUCUGCCCAUGAGCACAGUCACCGCGAGCCACCUUCUAUUGCCGAUUGUGUUGAAUCCAGCGCUGAUGACUUUUUCGUGGUGA
Messenger RNA from Fonsecaea nubica, 2547 nucleotides. RefSeq lists its product as hypothetical. The coding region runs from base 1 to 2547 and encodes 848 amino acids. The record is from RefSeq and is a predicted model, not a curated record. Lineage: Eukaryota; Fungi; Ascomycota; Eurotiomycetes; Chaetothyriales; Herpotrichiellaceae. The transcript is spliced from 3 exons.